AUGGUCCCAUGCAAGUAUCGCUUUCACUCCGGCGAAAAUAGCUGGCCAGAAAAGAAUUCUUCCUGCGAGUCUGUAGUUUCAUCUAACAUUUGCUCUGUCGCUUCCUCUAGCCGGUCUGAUCACUCUGGAAUACGAACCAUGGAACCUCAUCACCAUCAUUUUCAUAUUCCAUCUUCUCACCAUUCAUAUCCUCUACCUCGCUCCUCGAGUUGCCAUGCCGAUGGAAAUGAUGUGGGAACAUGUAUCAACUUCAUUCCUGGAAGUGAGGCAGGCAGCACUCGAUCCCAUGAAGCAGAGGUCACCGAUAAUAUUUUCGAUGUAGAUGGUGAUGGAAACGGAUACUGUGAGGCUGACUUUGAAGGAGAUGGUCAGCUCUGUUGCCAUGUACAGGACCGUGUGCUAGCCAAGGUUGUACAUACCUUACAGCAGCUAACGGCUCGCCUAGAUGGUGACGCUGAUCCUGGUGAGGUGGUUAGCAAUUGUCGAGCCAUCCAGGCUUGCAUGGACACUAUUGCAUCAAUAAAGCAGAGCCGGUCUAUGCUGCUUACCCCCACAGCCCCUUCUUUCAACCACCAAACGCAAAGCUAUUACCAUCAUCAGCAGGCGCCAAGUCAGCAUUCCAAGUUAGGUAAUUCUGUCCACGAACCAAAUAAUCUGAUAGCACUUGCAGCGGCCAGGUCCGGCUCACCAAAUCGUCAUCCAGCGCGCCAGCUCCAUAUCGCCACGCCCAACAGCCUUCAGGGACCUCAAAGUCAGACACAUCAGACCCAACAGAAUCUUACAAAGUCACGUUUAGAGGAAAACAGGUCAAAUUUGUUUAAUACUCCUUCAAGCGACACCGCCGCACACCUAAUAAUGACCUAG
Messenger RNA from Protopolystoma xenopodis, 864 nucleotides. The record is from the annotation of a GenBank genome assembly. Lineage: Eukaryota; Metazoa; Platyhelminthes; Monogenea; Polystomatidea; Polystomatidae.